GGCUAAAAUCGCCCCUGCCCAGUGAGUUGACGUCACUCCAGCGCGAAAACUGCGAUCUGGAAGCAGUCAGUGAUCAAUAACUGAUCAAUAACCGUUAUUAGCAGCCGAUAAGGAGACCGGAUGGGUUCUGGGACGGAACACAGUUUCUAAGGGACCAGACUCUGAAGUUUUCCCGGGACUGCUGACCUCUGACCUCCACCAUGAGCUCCCGGGUGUGCAGGACCUGCGGGGGGUCCGACAUCGACGUGGACCAGGCCUGUGGCAGCACCGUGUGCACCGGCUGCGGUUCGGUUCUGGAGGACAACAUCAUCGUGUCCGAGGUCCAGUUUGUGGAGGGAAGCGGAGGCGUGUCGUCCGCCGUGGGACAGUUUGUGUCUGCUGAUGCAACUACAGUGAUAGGGUCAAAGAUCAAAGUCCUCCUUGGUUCUGUUUCACACAAGAGCAGCGGUAAAGAGUUGCGAGCCCAGAUGCUUCAGAACGGUGAGUCCUGUGGCUGUUUGGAAGCGGGAUGUCCCGUGAGCCACAGGCGAACAAGCCUUUGUGUAUGCAGGUAA
This is a messenger RNA of Oreochromis aureus, 554 nucleotides long. Its product is annotated as transcription factor IIIB 90 kDa subunit-like. Lineage: Eukaryota; Metazoa; Chordata; Actinopteri; Cichliformes; Cichlidae. The coding region runs from base 201 to 554 and encodes 117 amino acids. The record is from RefSeq and is a predicted model, not a curated record. The transcript has 3 exons.